AUGUCGUCUCAGUCAACCCUCGUCGUGAACGACAUUCAUUCGCAAUUAAACCCUAUAAAAGUGGCCGAAAUCGUGAAGGUGGACUCGCUGGAGGCUAUCCAAGCAACUGUCCUCAAGGCUGUGGAACAGAAUCAAUUUAUCUCCAUCGCUGGAGGACGGCAUGCUAUGGGCGGCCAACAAUUUGGUACCGAUACGGUACUGAUAGAUACUAUUGGACUGAAUCGGGUGCUGAACUUUAACGGGACAACGGGCCUGGUUGAAGUUGAAGCCGGGAUACAGUGGCCGAAAUUGAUUGGCUAUCUCGUCGAAACGCAAAAAGAGCUUCCCUGGUCGCAGCAGUGGGGCAUUGCUCAAAAGCAAACCGGCGCAGAUCGGUUGUCAAUCGGCGGAACGCUGGCGUGCAAUGCCCAUGGCCGGGGAUUACAGAUGCGGCCCUUCAUCGCUGAUGUCGAAUCCUUCACCCUAGUUGACGCGCAAGCCUGGCCAGCGGCGGCUAUGGCUUGUUUGGAGUGA
This is a messenger RNA of Didymodactylos carnosus, 513 nucleotides long. Lineage: Eukaryota; Metazoa; Rotifera; Eurotatoria; Philodinida; Philodinidae. The record is from the annotation of a GenBank genome assembly.